AUGAACUGCACCGCCAUAAAUAGCAAUCAGAUCGAAACGACACCGAACAACCACCCGCGGCUGAUGCGAGGGACCAUGCUGCCGAUGGCCACACCUAUGCCGACGGGAACGGCACACCACCGCACGGCGCAGGCCACCAUCUGCACGACGGCCGGCACCGGCCCAGCGGGCGCAGCGAACAUUGGGACGACCGUGUUUUUCCACCGCACCACCAACAACCUGCUGAACGUGCCGGGACGGGCCGCCAACAGCUCCGAGGAGGAGAACUCGCCGACCGAACUGAACACCUGCCGCAAGCUGGCCGAGAAGCCGCCGCUGGUGAAACGACUAACGAUGGGCAUCUUGCGGACGGCCGAAGACAGUCGGCCGCUGGUGCACAGCUCGUCGUCGCCCUCGAGCUCGUCCAGCUCCUCGCAGACCAUCUCGGAUGGGUACGUGAACGAGGGAAUCUGUGCCGAUACGGCGGAAACGUCCCUCACGACGACCGUGUUCAGCAGCAAGAUCUCGCCCGUCGGCAGCCAGACACCGGCGGCGGCGAGUAGCGUUGGUGGUAGUGCCGGUUGCAGCUCUCGGAGCGCUGGGGCGGCUGGUGGUGGGACGCCGGGGGGACCACCGGGGGUGGGAUCGGCGGCGAGCAUACUGCUGGAUGCCGGUGGGCCACGGUACAAUCACACCGCCACGACGCUCCUCUACCCGCCGGCGGUCCCCAUCAGGAACGAUAGUCUUAGUCUUAAGGAGCAGCACGAGCUGAAGGGCGCGCCCUGGUUCCAGGCCGGCAUACCGCGAGAGAUUUCGCUCGAGGUACUGUCCCGCCAGAGCCCGGGCGCGUUUCUGGUACGCCAGAGCACCACCAAACCGGGCUGUUUCGCACUGUCCCUGCGAGUACCACCGCCAGCACCAAAAGUAGCACAUUACCUAAUUCUAAGGACGAUACGUGGGUAUAAGAUUAAGGGCUUCACGAAAGAAUUCACCUCCCUGAGGGCGCUCAUAACGCACCAUUCGGUGAUGCCGGAGCUGUUACCCGUUCCACUGGCACUCCCGCGACCACCCCAGAUUGGCCAGCGGCAGGAAGAUCCGGAAACGUACGGGUCGUUGAACGAUUUUCAAAACAUGAUCACCGAGUGA
This is a messenger RNA of Anopheles bellator, 1125 nucleotides long. Its product is annotated as EGFR adapter protein-like. NCBI's taxonomy places the organism in Eukaryota, Metazoa, Arthropoda, Insecta, Diptera, Culicidae. The coding region runs from base 1 to 1125 and encodes 374 amino acids. The record is from RefSeq and is a predicted model, not a curated record. The transcript is spliced from 3 exons.